AUGGUUGAGAUUACGAAUUCGUCGGAGUCGUUAGCCAACGCGGCAACAACGGUGCCAUUAGCAACAUCCAAGUCGCCCACUGUAAACAUCAUCAUUACUGGCGAAUGCCAACAGGGUAAAAGCACACUGAUCCGCCAGCUUAUUCGAUAUGCUGGAGCCAAAGAUGUACCAAUUGGAAUUGGUGAUGGAAACAGAGCCUGCACGAUGGAUGUCGGUAAUUAUGACAUACCAAUCAAACUCCGCGCUUUCCAGCUCAUCGAUGCCGCUGGUCAGCCAAUCAAAAGAGAGCAGUACCCUGAUCUUAUUGCACUUGAAGAGGACGAUAUCAAAGUCGUGGAAGUGGGCGACAUUGAUGCUCCUACGGUUACGUUCCGCUUUGUUGAUACACCUGGUCUCAAUGAUACCCAAGGAGAGGAUUACUCUAUAAUGAGCCGAAUCCUGACCCGUGCUGCCGAUCUAGGUCAUGUAAAUGCCCUAGUCUACGUCCGCAGCGUCGAGAGUAACUUCGGCUCAUCCUUCAAGAACUUCUUCAGAUACAUCCAGCAAUCUAUGCCCAGCAUCUCCAGUGGACUAAUCGUAGUCCAUUCCUGCUUCACUGUGGACAGAGUUGUGGAGUUCCUUGAGGAGAAUCAAAAGCUUGAUGAUAUCCGGCGCCAAGCCUUCGAGUCAGCCACCGACCUCAAGCUAGAGCACUUCUUCAUGGACAACUCGCCCGAUCCCACGUCGCCAUUCGCCGUUUCCCAAUCUCUCAACGAGAUUUUCCGCUUUCUUCAGCACCUCGUUUCUCAGAAGCCUCUGCCGGUGACGAGUAUGAAACUUCUGAAGACUGAAGAUAUGAAGCACAUAGAUAUUCAUGUUUCUAACGCGCUCAAAAGUCUCCAACAUCGUCUAAACAAAUCCUGGAACGAAGAGAAAGGCAACGCCGAAACCGUGAAAGCCAAUGCCAUGUCGGCGCAGCGGGAAAUUAGCAAGCUUAAGAGCAAGAUUGAGACGCGCCAAUCUAGGAUUAGACUUCUCAAUACCGAUGAAGAAAUUUUGCUGGGAAAGAAGAGUUGUAUUGAAAACUACAGCUUCUUUGGGGAUCUCUGCGUCAAGGGAAAACUAAAUCUCGGUAACUUCGACCUGACGUACGACUCGGAGUACCCGAUCACUUCUGUCACAAAGACUUGUUCACCAGGGAGCAAGUGGCAGCAUGAAGAACUUCGAGGCUCGCAUUGGUCAGGCAAACUUUUUGGGAACCUGUUCCGAGAUGUUAAUGGCACCGCUACCUUCUAUACAACCAGUAAGCUCAAGCACCAAGCAGAGAUUGAAACUUUGGAAGCGGCUGUAGUGGACCUACAGGACCAUCUGGAGUCCCAAAUGGAGACGCUUUCACGAAACACUAAUGGUGGAGCGCCUGAUACCAAGCUCUCGAGGUUAGGAGAUACGCUAGCCAGAGUUGAGGAGAUAGUGGAAGUAGCAGAGCGAGACUGGUUUGACGUGAACCUCUGGCCGCAAUUCAAGGCCUUCUACACCAAACACACUACCCCAACGCUAGAUGAUAUUCGGGCCUAUGUUAAGGUGUAUGAUGAGGAUGUUGGGAAGUUGCUGUAA
This is a messenger RNA of Clonostachys rhizophaga, 1593 nucleotides long. NCBI's taxonomy places the organism in Eukaryota, Fungi, Ascomycota, Sordariomycetes, Hypocreales, Bionectriaceae. The record is from the annotation of a GenBank genome assembly.